AGGUGGAGGCGGGGGGAGGAAGGAAGAGCAGCAGGGUGGAGGAGGAGGAGGACACCGGCACCAGCGGCUGCCUCCGCCCGGCGUGCGAGCACACGGCAGGCGGGCGUGCACACGCAGCAACAAAGGGACGGACAUUCGCUCGCGCCCUCCCGUCAAAUGAAUGCAUCACAAGGCACUUUUCUGACACGCUUCUGCUUACAUCACUAAGCACCUGCAGAGAUGGAGCUGGAACACUUUGACGAGCGGGACAAGGCGCAGAGGUAUGUCCGGCGGGGCUCUAGGGGGAACGGGCUCCCCAGCCCCACCCGCAGCGCCCACUGCAGCCUCUACCGAACGCGGACGCUGCAGACUCUGAGUUCGGAGAAGAAGGCCAAGAAGGUUCGCUUCUACCGCAACGGGGACCGUUACUUCCAAGGGAUCGUCUACGCCAUCUCGCAGGAGCGCUUCCGAUCACUGGACGCGCUCCUGGCGGACCUCACGCGAGCGCUCUCCGACAACGUCAACCUGCCGCAAGGGGUUCGGACCAUCUAUUCCAUCGACGGGGUGACCAGGGUCACCAGCAUGGAGCAGCUGGUGGAAGGAGAAAGCUACGUGUGCGCCUCCUUUGAGCCUUACAAGAAAGUGGACUACACUAAGAACGUCAACCCCAACUGGUCCGCGGGCGCCAAGACGGUCGCGGUGUCCCCCCGCGACCCGCCCUCCCUCGGCAGCGCCAGGGCCGGCUCGCCGGAGACCCGCGAGAACAAGGACUUCAUCAAGCCCAAGCUGGUCACCAUCGUCCGGAGCGGCGUCAAGCCCCGCAAGGCCGUGCGCGUCCUGCUCAACAAGAAGACGGCGCACUCCUUCGAGCAGGUCAUGACGGACAUCACCGACGCCGUCAAGCUGGACAGCGGGACCGUCAAAAGGCUGUUCACCGUGGAUGGGAAGGCGGUCACGUGCCUUCAAGACUUCUUCGGAGAAGAUGACAUUUUCUUCGCUUGUGGACCUGAGAAGUACCGAUACCAAGAUGACUUCAGUUUGGAUGAAAGUGAUUGCAGGGUGGCCAAGUCUUCGUCCUACGGUCGGCUUCCCACGGUGCACGGUCGCUGUUCUCCAAGAAGCGGCGGAAUGUCUCGCAGGAGCAAGUCGCCCUCCUCAGCGGGCUCGGCCAACGGGACCGCCGGCAGUCAGCUGUCCACUCCUCGAUCAGGGAAGUCCCCCUGCCCUUCCCCCACCAGUCCUGCCAGCCUCAGGAGACAUCAGGGCUCUCAGCACAGCGGGUCUUCGCUGUCGUUGUCUUCCAUCAAAGUUUGCAGCUCCAUGGACGAAGGAGACGGACCCAGCAGCGAAGCGGAGCCCAUGGACGACUACCCCGUCCCCGCUUCCAUAGCGGAGCGGUACAAAGUGGGCCGCACGCUAGGCAGCGGCAACUUCGCCGUGGUUCGAGAGUGCGUGGAAAGAUCCACGGGCAGAGAAUUCGCCCUCAAGAUCAUCAGCAAGGAGAAAUGUAGAGGAAAGGAGCACAUGAUCCAGAGCGAGGUGUCCAUCCUGCGACGGGUCAAACACCCCAACAUUGUGCUGCUCAUCGAGGAGAUGGACACCGGAAACGAGAUUCAUCUCGUCAUGGAGUUGGUCAAGGGAGGCGACCUAUUUGACGCCAUCACCUCGUCCACCAAGUACACGGAGCGUGACGCUAGCUGCAUGCUUUUCAACCUCGCCAGCGCCGUCAAGUACCUGCACGGCCUCAACAUCGUCCACCGAGACAUCAAGCCGGAAAACCUGCUGGUCUAUCAGCAUCCCGACGGUAGCAAGUCUCUGAAACUGGGCGACUUUGGCUUGGCGACCGUGGUCAACGGCUUUCUGUACACCGUGUGCGGCACGCCCACGUACGUGGCGCCGGAGAUCGUCGCCGAGAAGGGGUACGGCCUGAAAGUGGACGUUUGGGCCGCCGGGGUCAUCACGUACAUCCUGCUUUGCGGUUUCCCACCCUUUAAUUGCAGCUCCGAUGACCAGGAAGUUCAGUUUAAAGAAAUCCUGGAGGCCGAGCUGAGCUUCCCCGCGCCCCACUGGGACAACGUGUCCCACUCCGCCAAGGCUCUCAUAGCCGGCAUGCUACAAGUGGACGUGGAGCAAAGACUGUCGGCCGCGCAGGUUCUGGAGCACCCCUGGGUCAACGAGGACGGUACGCCCGAGAACCAACAGCAGCUGCCGGUGGCAGUCAGGAUCAGGAAGAACUUCAACACUGGACCCAAAGGCAGUAGCACAACGGCAGGCGUCAUGGUCAUCACGAACACACCGCUUGACAAGGAACGGCAAGUUUUACGUCAAAGGCCAGAGCAUCCCGCCGCCCAGCCCAACUUCCCGCGCGGGGCCCGCUCCUCGGCGACCGCCGCCCUUUCCCCCGCCGACUUUACCUCCGAGUCGGAGGACUAUUCGCCGGGUUCGGCCGGCACAGUGCGCUCCCCAGUGUCUCCGUUCUGAGCAAAUCCACAAAUUGCUGCUAUCAUCUUUCAGUGUUAUAUCUUCUGCAAUAUUUACCCCCCCCCCCCAAAAAAAAAACUACAAAUGACCUGUUGCCGAUUCCAACGUUUUAAGAGCACACGAAUGAUAAGAUUGAAGUGCAAUUAACGGCGUCACGCCCACAGAAAGCACAGUGUUUGUCGUCGAAAAGCGAUAUGAUGUAGCACGGUGCUUCCAGUCAACUGAAAUUUUGAAUAAUCAUCUUUUCAAGAGCCUUUUUUUUCCCCACAAAGUGCAUGUGUGCAUCUUUGGAAUGUCGUUUGCGUUCACGAAUGUGCAGGAGCUCGCGUCUUUGUACUUGUUUUUAACCCCCAUUUGGUUGCUUUCAAGGGCUGCUAAUAAGAGUUGAAUGAAAUAGCACACCAACGUUAUGAUGUAUUAAAUUUCAUGUACGCAUUAUCGCCAUCGAUAAUCCACGUCGACACAUUUUACAAUGAUGAAAAAUGCCUUUUUAACCGCUAGUUUACGAAGAUUGUUUUCCGGAGUGUCUGCUCGCCAUCCAUUGUGAAAUUAAAACAACAGAGUCCAACUUUUGUCAGGUCAUUUUUCUUUCAAUUUUGAUCAAUUGUAGUGACACCAUUGAAAUUUUGUCAAGUCCAGGGAUGUCCCGAUCACUUGACUGAAAAGCGGGCCAAUCGCACCUUUUUUAGAGGAUCAGGUGAAAAGGAAUGAGUUUUUAACCCCUUCAGACCUAAGCAUGCUGCUGAAUGACAUGACGCGUUUGCGUCUAAUAAAUACACUGAAAUUAGUUGCUAUUGGAACUUCAUGAGUUUCGGCAUAAACUCUUGAGGCUUUUUGGAAAUGGCUCAUGACUAACAUUGUGCUUAACUGCUUCCAAUGUCAUAUUUAUGAAACCGGUGUACUUUUUUCACAGCAAAACAUCUAAAUUGUUAAAUAUUAUACUGUACUAUAACCUAUUACAUGACCACAUCAGGCCUAGUCAAAAUAGACUGGACAUCUAGUGCUGUCAAUGGCAGCCGAUUGGACACGAUGACACAAAAAAGCUCAAAAAGUUCAAAAAAGCUUUAUUUGUAGUUGUUUUUGUUGUAUUUAAAUCAAUAAAAAAUCAAAUGAAAAGUGACUUGUGCUGCUGUAACAAGUUUAGACAGCAGGUGGCAGUAAAAGCAAUUGGAUUAAAAAAAAAAAAAAAAAAAACCAGCAGAAUUUCAAGACAUUUUAAGACUUUUUAAUCAUCCAAAACAGGUGAGGAAAAUAAUUUAAUCAUGAUGACAUAAAUAUAGCACAAACAACAAAAUUAAAUACAUCUAUGAGCAAAUGAAUAUCAUUUAAAGUAAAACUUUUGUGUCUGCAGCUCAUUUGCCACAAACUUUCCUUGCACAAAUAAUAAUAUUAGCUGUAAAUCUUACGGCUUUCCAUGUACUCAAAUUGAUGUUGAGUGUAAU
This is a messenger RNA of Corythoichthys intestinalis (scribbled pipefish), 3902 nucleotides long. RefSeq names its product serine/threonine-protein kinase DCLK1-like. Gene Ontology annotation, molecular function: ATP binding; protein kinase activity. The record is from RefSeq and is a predicted model, not a curated record. Bases 220 to 2460 code for a protein of 746 amino acids. Gene Ontology annotation, biological process: intracellular signal transduction; protein phosphorylation. The transcript is spliced from 16 exons. Lineage: Eukaryota; Metazoa; Chordata; Actinopteri; Syngnathiformes; Syngnathidae.